AUGAGUGAAAGUAUAGACCACCCAAUUGAAAAAAGUAGUGUUCAAAAUGCAUUAAGUGAUAUAGUUAAUGGGUCCAUAGCAGGUGCAUUCGGUAAAAUUAUCGAAUAUCCAUUCGACACAGUCAAGGUUAGACUGCAAACACAAGGAUCACAUAUUUUCCCCACAACAUGGUCUUGCAUCAAAUAUACAUACCACAAUGAAGGUGUAUGGAGAGGGUUUUUCCAAGGAAUAGGAUCUCCAUUAUUUGGUGCAGCAUUAGAGAAUGCUACAUUAUUUGUUUCUUAUAACCAAUGUUCCAAUGUAUUGGAAAAAUUCACUAAUGUUUCACCAUUAUCAAAUAUCCUUCUUUCUGGGGCGUUUGCUGGUUCAUGUGCAAGUUUUGUUCUGACUCCAGUGGAAUUAAUCAAAUGUAAGUUACAAGUCUCCAAUUUGCAGACAGCUGUUGAAGGACAAAUAAAACAUACCAAAAUAAUACCAACAUUAAUGUAUGUCCUUAGAGAAAAAGGUAUACUAGGAUUAUGGCAAGGUCAAUCAAGCACAUUUAUCAGAGAAUCCUUAGGAGGGGUGGCAUGGUUUGCAACUUAUGAAGUAAUGAAACAGGGAUUAAAGGAUAGACGUAAAGAUACUGAAAAUAAAACAUGGGAAUUAUUAGUUAGUGGGGCCAGUGCAGGUUUAGCGUUCAAUGCAAGUAUCUUUCCAGCAGACACAGUGAAGUCAAUGAUGCAAACUGAACAUAUAACAUUAAUAAAUGCAGUAAAGAAAGUAUUGACCACAUACGGGAUAACAGGGUUUUAUAGAGGUUUAGGAAUCACUUUGAUUAGAGCUGUUCCUGCUAAUGCCACUGUCUUCUAUAUGUACGAAACUUUAUCAAAGAUGUAA
Molecule: messenger RNA, 879 nt
Organism: Naumovozyma castellii
Lineage: Eukaryota; Fungi; Ascomycota; Saccharomycetes; Saccharomycetales; Saccharomycetaceae
Exons: 1
Coding region: 1-879 (292 amino acids)
Source: RefSeq, a predicted model, not a curated record